Messenger RNA from Theileria equi strain WA, 1036 nucleotides. RefSeq lists its product as hypothetical. The coding region runs from base 24 to 980 and encodes 318 amino acids. The record is from RefSeq and is a predicted model, not a curated record. NCBI's taxonomy places the organism in Eukaryota, Apicomplexa, Aconoidasida, Piroplasmida, Theileriidae. The transcript has a single exon.
AUUCUGGGUUUUGAAACCGCAGAAUGAAGGGUAUCGCAUUCUUGUGUAUUAUAUACAUCAGUAGGCUUUGCACAUGUGGAGAAGUAAGGGGUAGGAAUAGCGCUACAAGGAAACAAGGAAGGAAUGGUAAAGGUGUAGAGUCGACUGUAAAUAAAGAUAAUGAUCCGCCUACUGGUGUACCCUCUGAACCUGAUGGUUCUACUCUGGAUCUCGCAGAACCGAAUGAAUCACUCUGUUAUUCCUUCGACUACUCGCUGGACGAUGUGCCUUCCAGGAUGAUUAUACUGCGCGAUGGAGCUUCCGUAACAUCACUUACGGUUGGAAAUACAGAGAUAUGGGCCUCAAGGGACGGAGUUGGGUGCUCCAUAAUCUCUGUACGUCUCAAGGAUGGAGAACCUGUUUUGGUCCAUGUCGUGGUAACUGUCAAUGGAAGCGGUCGUUCUAUGACUAUAUCCAAGAAUAUGAACAAGUGGACAGUUGGUAGGUCGUCUGGAGAGUUUAGAAAUUUGAGAGUUGAAACCGGAUCCUCUAGUCGGUUUGAUAUUGAUCUGAUGCUUAGCGAAGAUAGCACAAACUGUAGAGUAUUUCAAGCUCAAUUGGACGGCAUUCCUACGCGUUUUUAUGCUCCAAAGGCGGGAUUUAACGGCAAAAAAGUAAUUUGCGGGAGGAGUACUAUUUGGCAGUGCGAAUCUACGAAAUGUUGUAGAUGCCGUAAGGAAAAAAAGAGAGCAACGAUAACAAGGGCUCACUUAAAGAAUGAUAGACCAUACCUCGUCCAAAUGACCAUAAAGGACUCCAAAGACUCGGCGGAUUCCUACAAUUUUAUUUAUGAAGAUGGAAACUGGAAAUCCAUUAACAAGAUUACAUUUGAAGUAAAACGCUUGGCUCUGAAGAAGGAAUAUCAAAAGGAACAAAAUACGUCUGACGAAGAUAUUCCAAGUGACGAUUCCAAUGCCUCUACUAGCGAUAUUGAUAUUUAAACAUUUUUCAAUACACAAACUAAAUGCAGUAUCUGGGGAAAUACCAAAGUAAAAUU